Penaeus chinensis is the source of this 514-nucleotide messenger RNA. RefSeq lists its product as uncharacterized. Gene Ontology annotation, biological process: synapse organization. Lineage: Eukaryota; Metazoa; Arthropoda; Malacostraca; Decapoda; Penaeidae. Bases 203 to 514 code for a protein of 103 amino acids. Gene Ontology annotation, cellular component: neuron projection membrane. The record is from RefSeq and is a predicted model, not a curated record. The transcript is spliced from 5 exons.
GCAAAGAGUGAUAAAGAGGGAAGCAACAUCUUAGUGCGGAAAAAGAAACAGAAGAAAAGACGAUAAAUAACCAGUGAAAGAAAGUAAAUAAGAGAAGAACAGGGAGAAAAAAUAGGAAUAAAAUACCGAAUCUCUUAUUUGUCAACCAAGAGAAGACCAAAGCCAUCCCUGAGGACCCCCUCCCCCCUGAGCGACCGAGGCGAUGGCGUGCGUGUGGACGGUCGUGCUUCUGCUCCUCAGUCAUGGCGGCGCCGGCGCUUCCACAGGCGGCGAGGACGGAGGGGAGCUGCCCGCCCACAAGCGCCAGAGCGUACAGUAUUCCACCCUUGUCGGCCCUUCCUUCCUCAACAGCUCAGUUCACGCCCACGCCCACGCGCCCAUCGGGCAGACAGCUUAUCUCACCUGCAUUGUGAGGAAUCUCCACAACUAUACGGUCUCCUGGGUUCGGGCGCGUGACAUCCACCUUCUGACAGCUGGCGAGACGACCUACACUUCCGACCACAGAGAACUGUGA